Molecule: messenger RNA, 2803 nt
Organism: Rhopilema esculentum
Lineage: Eukaryota; Metazoa; Cnidaria; Scyphozoa; Rhizostomeae; Rhizostomatidae
Biological process (GO): protein histidyl modification to diphthamide
Molecular function (GO): diphthine-ammonia ligase activity
Source: RefSeq, a predicted model, not a curated record
AGUGGUAGGAAAUUGAGAAUACUUAAAAAGUGCGAAUAAAGAAAAGGUCACGAUUGCAGUCUGCGCGACGGACUCCAAGGAUUUCUUGCGGCGAAAAAUCGAUGAAAAUGUAGCCAAUAAGAAACACCGAACACCGCAAUGCGAUGAGAAUGCACAACAAUAAAUUCCCAUUAAAUUAGUGAAGGCUAAUAUUUCGCCCCGGCAUACGGGGCUUCGUCAGAGCAAAAGUAAACGGCCUAAAAACGAUACAUUAGCAAAUUUUAAUGGUCCAGGCACUGUGUUUUUUGAAAAAAAUUUCCUGAUGUUUGUCAAAUUUGAAAACCUCGUGUUCAUGCAGCGCGAAUUUGAAGAGGAGGGAAACGGCCUAAUUCACGGCCGCAUGGAUGACAAUUUUCUUAUUUGAAGGAGAAGAUUACCUUUUCCACUAGGACGUUGUUAAUCAGACAAUGAUAUAAGCAAUUGAUGUAGUGAAGACAAAGUCGCUAUGAGAGUUGUAGGCCUAAUAAGUGGUGGCAAGGACAGUUGUUACAAUUUGAUUGAAUGUCUAAAAGAAGGCCAUGACAUUGUUGCACUAGGGAACUUGAAGCCAGCUGAGAAAGAUGAACUUGAUAGCUUCAUGUUCCAAACAGUUGGGCAUGAUGUCAUUGACUUGUAUGCUGAUGCCAUCAGAUUGCCAUUAUUCAGAAGAACAAUAGCUGGAUCAUCAAUUUGUCAAGAACUUGACUAUGAUUAUAGUAAUGGCGAUGAAGUUGAGGAUCUUUUUCUGCUGUUGAAAGAAAUCCAGCAAAAUAUUGACUUUGAUGCAGUUGCUGUUGGUGCGAUUCUAUCUGAUUAUCAAAGGAUCAGGGUUGAGAAUGUAUGUUUACGUUUGGGUAUCAAAUGCCUUGCUUACCUAUGGCGAAGAGAUCAAGAUGAGCUAUUGCAGAGUAUGAUCGAUGGAAAAGUCAAUGCAGUUCUAAUCAAAGUUGCAGCUUUAGGUUUGUAUCCACAGAAGCAUUUGAUGCAGACUAUCGAAGAUAUGCAAAUUUCCUUACGGCACAUGAAUGCCAAGUAUGGACUGAACAUAUGUGGAGAGGGAGGAGAAUAUGAGACAAUGACUCUUGACUGCCCAAUAUUUUUGAAGAGAAUUAUAGUAGACAAAUCAGAAAUUGUUAUUCACUCAGAUGACGCUUUUGCCCCUGUUGGUUAUGUGAAAUUCAAAGCUGUCCAUUUAGAAGACAAAGGCAUGGACCCAAAUUUAUCACUGAAGCAGCGGCUGAUUAAAGGAAUCCACGAAGACGGGAUAUUUAAGAAACAGGAGAGCGAGGUGAAUCUAGCAAGCACUAAUAACAUUAGCAGAAAAGCAGAAAUGAAACUCAAUAUUAAAGAGCUUGGAAAUCCAACCGUUAAAAAGUGUGGGAGGCGGAUUCAUGUUCAAAAUUUGUUUGCGGAAUGCGGGGAAAGUGAAAGUGUACAGGUGGCAACUCGAAAGGCCCUUCAAAAUCUAAAAGCGCUGCUCAGCGAAAAUGGCUGCAAAAUGGCAGAUUGUGUACGUGUUCACCUAUUUCUGCGUGAUAUGAAGCUCUUUGCCAGUAUCAACGAGGUCUACAAAGAAUUCUUCUUUGUCAAUCCGCCUGCGAGGGUAUGUGUGGAGACUCUGAUGCAACCAAAUUGCCUGUUUUGUUUAGACUGCUACGCAUUGACCAGUGGUGGUGGUGACGAGGACUGUGAAGGAGCUGAGAGGAAAACCCUUCAUGUGCAGAGUAUCUCACACUGGGCACCAGCAAAUAUUGGCCCAUACAGUCAAGCUGUUAAGAUUUGGUCAACAAUAUUUGUCUCUGGCUCAAUUGGCCUCGAUCCCGGCUCAAUGAAGAUGGCCUGUGGAGGCGUAGAAGCACAAGCACCACUUGCGCUGCGACACAUUGACAGAAUCCUCGCAGCAAUACACACAUCAACAUCAUUGCCAGACGCCAUUAUUGUCACGUGCUUCGUCGUUUCAUCCUCUGAUAAACCUGCCGUGAGGCAAGCAUUUUGCGAGUAUCCUAUCGACACAUCGUCGAUGAUCUUUGAAACGGUGGAAAUUGCUGGACUACCACGUGACGCACUUGUGGAAUGGAGUGUUGUAGCACAUAGGUGCCAAGAAAGAAACAUCACUGUUCAACAGAUCGAAAAAGCAAUUGGAAAUGCAAAAAUUACGUCAAAGGCGUGCUAUUGUACUUGUGGCAAUGCUGGGUUUCUGUCAGCUGCAGUCACAUGUGAACAUCCCCUUGAAAGCCUUGAUUGGCAGGAGGCUGUUUCUCAAACGAUUGAUGUGCUUAGAAGAAUCACCUUGCAAAGCGGAUCCAAGGAUGAUCUGAUAACGUAUCAGAUUUUCUACAAUGUCCAACUGUCAGAAAAUCUAGAAUACUUUUUAGGAUUAUUGAAAAAAACUCACCAAAAUGAGGAACCUGCAACCACUCUCAUUGGAACCCAAGAUAUAGAAAAACCGUUGCUAAUUUUAGGACAAUUAAAAUAGAAUUUUACUAAAGAGGUCAUUUCAUGAAUUAUGAAAUCUUUUGCGGAUUUGAAAUGUAUAUCACUUUUUGUACUGAAAAGCUGUAUUCUUUAUUGCUCCACCAUAAAAUAUGAUUUAAUGUGCAUAGAUAUUGUAAAGAUUUUGUGUACAAAUGCUUUUUAACAGUCUAAUUAUAAAGGAAUUUAUUUAGAGACAGGUAUAUAUAAGUAGCAGGGCCUCCUGUUAGCGGGGGGUGUUAGUUUUAUGGUCCCCACUAUUUGGAAAACAAAAUAGCUUAGGCUCGGGGGGGGGGGGUAACUAAACCUAGUU